AUGACACCACCCCCAAUCCCACCCGUCUCCCUCUACCCCGCCGACUUCGAGACCUCCUUCCCGACCGUCUCCCCAAAUUCCCCUCCCUUCCCCUCUCUAAUCCCCAUUUCCCAUACCACAAAUCGCAUUUCCCUCGUUCCGCUCUCUGCAGACCACAUCCCCAACCUCUGGAAACACGUCGGCGGAGCGGAAAAAUAUGUGCUCUACAAAUAUAUGCCCGGCGGACCCUUUAACACCAUUGAAGACUUCACAGCAUAUCUCACGUGGCUUGUUAAUUACUCUGAAUCUAGCUUCGUUAAUUGGGCAAUCAUCUUACCAAGUGGAGAAGCCGUGGGAAUCAUAAGUCUGUUGAAUAUUGUACCAGAUCAGAGGAGAAUUGAGGUUGGACAUGUGUUAUUCUCGAAGGUACUGCAGAGGACCACAGAGGCGACGGAAGCUUGUUUUCUUUUGAUGGAUUACUGUUUUAAGUUGGGGUAUGAGAGGGUGGAGUGGAAAUGUAAUGCGGAGAAUAUGGGAAGUAAGAGGGCGGCGGAGAGAUUGGGGUUUGUGGCGGAGGGGCUUUUCAGGAGACACAUGGUCGUGAGGGGACGGAGGAGGGAUAGUUGGUAUGCGAGUGUGAUUUUGGAUGAGUGGGAGGGGGUCAGGGGGGCACUAGUAGAGUGGUUGGAGCUGGAGAAUUUUGAUGAGAAGGGGGGGCAGAAAAGGAAAGUGGAGGAGAUCAGGGAGGAAUUGCUGAGGAAGUUUGACUAG
Botrytis sinoallii is the source of this 750-nucleotide messenger RNA. RefSeq lists its product as uncharacterized. Bases 1 to 750 code for a protein of 249 amino acids. Gene Ontology annotation, molecular function: protein-N-terminal-alanine acetyltransferase activity; protein N-terminal-serine acetyltransferase activity. The record is from RefSeq and is a predicted model, not a curated record. Lineage: Eukaryota; Fungi; Ascomycota; Leotiomycetes; Helotiales; Sclerotiniaceae. The transcript has a single exon.